AUUGUUGGAAAAAGUGUGAUGUUUUCUGGGGUCGACAUUUUUUGCGUUGCGCAGAGGAAUUACUUUCAGAAACAAAACACGAAAGUUUAAAAAAAUCGAUUGAUUCCGAGUGCUCACGAUUUAUAAAAGAAUUAGAAAAUAUAUGGAAAGACAUAAUUAAAAAGCAAAAAAUAAAUCGUGAAGUUUCGGAAAAAGAACCGGAUACCUGGGUCUGCCGUAUCGGAGAAAAAAAAAAGAAAACAGAGGCAGAAUUAUUAUUGGUGACCCAGGUUUCAUCGAUAUCGUGGAGUAGACGAUAUUUCCAACGAGGAAGAUGUAAGACAGGCAUUGUCUGUAAACAUCCUAGAGAAUCUGAUAGAAUCACCACUUCACGCCAACCUAGAGAAAAAUAUAAGAGGAUUUCUAGUGAAGACUUCAUGGGUCUUACAUUUAGAAAAGAAGAAAUCACUUCCAGUGCAACACCCCCGGCAUCUCCGUCGUCUAAUAGUGAUGAUUCUUUAGAAUUGGAAUAUGAACUACCCACCAUAUCGUUGAAAAGAAAACGAUAG
This is a messenger RNA of Acaulospora morrowiae, 548 nucleotides long. The record is from the annotation of a GenBank genome assembly. Lineage: Eukaryota; Fungi; Glomeromycota; Glomeromycetes; Diversisporales; Acaulosporaceae.